AUGCACUCUCCCAAGAAAAAACAAAAUCUCUCUAGCAAUACACACCAAACUGAAAAUGUGCAGUUUGUCCCCGAGGCUCUGUACUAUCAAGAGAUGAGUCAGGGACAGUAGAAGAAGGGGAGGAUCAGAGAAGACAGAAUCAAACAGCCUUUUUACACAAUGCAGAAGAUUAACCCCUUAAGUUCCACAGUGAGUAUAACAAGUAUGCUGUACUGCCAGGGGCGGACUGACAACUCAUGGGGCCCCCGGGCAAUAGGGGAUCAUGGGGCCCCUGUGUCCUUGCCCAAACUCAAAAAAGCCUAUGAAAAAGGUACCAGGAGCAUCUCAUGGGGCCCCCUACUGACCCUGGGCCCUCGGGCACUGCCCGAGUUUCCAAAUGGUCAGUCCGCCCCU
Messenger RNA from Staurois parvus, 393 nucleotides. The record is from the annotation of a GenBank genome assembly. Lineage: Eukaryota; Metazoa; Chordata; Amphibia; Anura; Ranidae.